This is a messenger RNA of Sebastes umbrosus (honeycomb rockfish), 5250 nucleotides long. It is a transcript of the gene necab2, whose product is annotated as N-terminal EF-hand calcium binding protein 2. Lineage: Eukaryota; Metazoa; Chordata; Actinopteri; Perciformes; Sebastidae. Gene Ontology annotation, molecular function: calcium ion binding. Gene Ontology annotation, biological process: regulation of amyloid precursor protein biosynthetic process. Gene Ontology annotation, cellular component: cytoplasm. The transcript has 13 exons. The record is from RefSeq and is a predicted model, not a curated record. The coding region runs from base 68 to 1369 and encodes 433 amino acids.
GAGGUGGUGGGGGGGGCUUCUCUCUCUCCCCCAUAGAGCUCAGCAUGAGCGCUCCGCAGCAAAAAGGAUGUGUGAGCAGGCAGCGCGCUACUGUAGGGACGGAGUCCACAAACUGCUUAACAAAGAACAAGCCAAACUUCGAGACCAGGAAAGCCGCGAGCUGCAGCCAACGAAACCCGUAGCCGGUCAGGACAGCGAGUCCGCGACGGCAGCGCAGUCCGGAAACAGCGGAGCCCAGCCCGGUGGAAUCGACGGGCUCGUCCGCUGGAUCGUCACCAAAAUGAGCGACAACAAGAACAUCUCCAGCCGGGAGUACGCUUCCAGCAAGGAGGAGGUGGCCGUGGCUCAGGAGCAGUUCUUCGCUCCGGAACCGCGGAGAGGCAUCUCCGUCAUAUUGGAUAUAUUCAGAAGAGCUGACAAAGAUGAUGAUGGGAAGCUGUCUCUGGAUGAGUUCCAGGCUUUCUUCUCCGAUGGCACGCUGAACGAGGAAGAGCUGGAGAAGCUGUUUCACACCAUCGACUCUGAUAACACCAGUAAUGUUGACACUAAGGAACUCUGUGACUACUUUGCCAAGCACAUGGGGGACUAUGAGGGAGUUCUGGCCUCGCUGGAAACACUCAACCUUUCCAUCCUCAAAGCCAUGGACUUCACCAAAAAGGUUUAUGAGAGAGGAACCAACGUGGAGCAGUUUGUGACCCGUUUCCUGCUGAAGGAAUCAGCCAAUCAGAUCCAGUCUCUCCUGAGCUCUGUGGAGAGUGCCGUGGACGCAAUUGACGAGCAGCACAGCCAAUCAGGUCAUCUACCUGCCAAGGUGAGUCCACGGAUGUCAGAGAGGCGCAACGAAAACAUCGUCCCUGACUAUCCCCCAAACAACAGAGUUAGCGCCAGGGAGGCUGUCAGGACCAUCAACACUGCUUCAGGUGCAGUCGAGGUGAGGAAAGAAGGUCUGGACGCUCAGAUCAACCGCCUGGCUGAACUAAUCGGACGACUGGAGAAUAAGACAGUGUGGUUUGAUCUGCACCAGAGGCUAACAGACACAGAUGGCACUACCAGCGCAUCCUUGCUGCUGAUUCGUCAGGAGAUGGUGGUUUCCCAGAAGAAGCUCGGCGACUUUUGCGAGGCUCUGAAGCAGUACCUGAAGAAUGUCUCCACUCAGAGAGACUGCUUUCAUGUGACUGCGGUGCGUCUGCCGGAUGGUUUAUCCUUCGUCGUCUACGAGUUCUGGGAUGGAGAGGAGGAGUGGAAGAGGCACCUCCAGUCGGCCCCCAACAAAGCCUUUCAGCAUGUGAAGGUGGAUACACUGUGCCAGCCGGAGACCGUGUCCUCUGUAGCCGUGCCAGCCGCCUGGUGCAGCGUGAGCAGGGACUGAGCAUGAAGAUAUCCAACGACACGCCACGACUCCUGGACACUCCUCACCUCCUCUUGAACUCCCCAUCCAACCCUAAAACCUCCUUUUCUCCCCUGCGUUUUACCUGCUCACACCCCCCAAACCCCCUCCUUCAACCCCUCACAUUCCUCAACUCUUUUUGUAAGUACAUGUUUACACAGUGCAAAUGAAUGGCGUCAACUGCAGUGAAAAUUGAACAAACAGUGCAUUUUACAAUGUGAGAUUACUAAUGCGUUUGCAUCUCACCAUAGUAGUUUGCUGGCUCAAGAUAUUGGAUUAUGUCAUGUUCAUGUUUCAAGUAGCUUUGGGCCACUGUAAAGUGGAGUUUGUCAUGUAGCAAGGACCCUGGCGUUGAGUUUUUCAUGUAGCAGUUACUGUUUUUGGGUAGUGCAUUCGGGAACGUGGCUUUUUUUUCCCCCACUCCUGUUAGGGUUGACCACAGGUAGCUCAUCUAGUUAUUUCAUAGUAGCUGCUCAUUGCACAUUUGCUCCCAUUUAGUGUUCUAAUAAUUACAUUUUUUUGUUUUGUAACUGAUCAAAUGCUUUGGACAUUAUUCUCACAUCAGCCAUUCUGAACUCACAUGGACGUGUUGAGUAAAAUAAGGACUAUCUACAGACCUAGUUGCCAGAUUAGCUCGCAAUCUCAGGAAAUCUGAAUGCUUGAAUUUAGCUUGAAGGUUAGCUAGUUCCCUAGCUAGCUGUCAAACUUACCUUUCUGAGUGUCUAAGUAACCGAGUUGGGGUUGUGUCAAAAAAUAUUUAUAUUACGGUGAAAACCAUGAAGGCCUUGCACGCAGUGAAUGGGUUUUUAGAAUGAAUAAGUACUAAAUGUGUAGUUUACGAUUUUCUGCACUGAUAUGGACAAGAGCUAGAACUACUGGCUCAAUAACUUGAUAAAAAUGUAUUCAUACAAUAUAAUAGUAUAUACAACAUCCAUACAUAUAACAUAAUGUCAAUUUGAGAGUUUCCCAGAAGGACCUGAAGACAGCACCAUUGGUAGAUUCUGAUAGCUGGCUGUAAAAGGCCAAAUGCCAUAUUAGUCUGAAUUUAAGACAACCUCGAUUUUGCGAACCCCUGAUUUUUGGGAAAGAAAAGAAGACUUUUGAAGGUAAAAGGACUCAAUAAUACAAGGAAGGCAGAUAUAACAUACCUUCUUCAUAUCUUUUAAAUGUGUUUCAUAAUAAAUAAAUCAAUUUCAUCUCUUGGCAAUAACUGUGGACUAGCUGACAGGUAUUUUCCUACGAUUACCGCUAACAUUAGUAUUCGCUCAAUACUCCACUGUAGGUUAUAGUCCUCUGAACAGAAGGGAUCUCACGAGAACAGAUGCUUCGGUACCAAGUCAACACCAAAAUUCUGAAAAUGUGACGUCCCAUCGUCCCGGGAACAAUAGAAAAUAUAUUCGGGAUACUGUAAACUCCCUAUCUACGCACCCUAAUUUUUCUGUGAUAAUGCUACAUCGUGAACAACAAAUGUCUGUUGAAAUCGAGACGAGAGCUAGUUAAUGUUAACCGUUAGCAGCCAGUAAGCAGCACAAUCCUGCUCGGAGCUAACAGCUGACUUUAACAGGAGGUGUCAUUGAUUUACAUUAUGGUGUGUUCAGGCUUCAUUAAAAGUACUAAAAAUAAGUAUUGGGCGAAGGUAAAUUCUAACACUAUCAUGAUUUUUUCAAAUUUAAUCUUGUAAAUUGCAGUUUUUGGGAAUUAUGACCAGUUUAACUUCCUAACAAAAACCAGUAUGCAAACAUUAAUAAAGGAGUGGAUGUUGAAGUACAUGGGAUUCAUUGUUUUACCUUUCGAGAAUCGCUAUAUUUCCCUGGUAUUGGUAUCGUCUACUAAAUUCUGGUAUCGUGACAUCCCCACUGCACACUCAGGCUAUCAGAGAACCGGGGUUACGGUCGUAACUUUAGGCUUAAAAUGCUUACUUGCAUCUUUCAGAUAUAUUUGUUUUGUCGCUUGAACUUGUUGAGUUUCCUCACAUCAAGUACAUUUAUGUACAAUGGCUGCUGUGGGAGUAAUGUCUAUGAUGGUAUUAUCAUGUGUAAACACAGCACAUGUUUUAAUGAGCAACAGAACCCUAAACCCAAAUCUCUGUGAAGCCAGACAUCAUGAUUGUAUCAGAUGGUGACAUUGCCUGGCACCAAAGACCAGUCAAUAGGAGAGGGCCAGUUCAGAAUUAUGAAAAGAUGUCAGUCUUCACAAAUAUUUGGGUGUGUAGAUGAUUAUGAUCGACAGACACGUAGAGAAACAUUCAGAGAGUUGGUGAUUUAUAUUUCUUCAUGUAGCUUUUAUUUCGUUGGGGUUGACCCUCUGACUUCAGGGUCAUUUAAGAGGUGAGAUGAAUAGAUCAUUUUGCUGUCAAGGGAUAAUUUGUGACUUAGACAAAGAGUCUGCUGCUACCUUGAGACAGAAGAGACUAAGUGGAGAGAUAAAGGCAGCACCUCACUGUUCUUCAUGGAGCUAAACGUUUGUUUUAUUUCCGCCUUUUGUUUGUGCAUUCCUUGUCUGAAUUGGCGGUGGGUAGCUUAUAUUAGCUGUGUAAGUCUAGUAGAGAUUGUACAUAAUGAAAAUGUUGUUCUAUUCUGAUUAUAUUUGUAUUUAUUGACAUCUUUUAGUGCUAUGGUGCAAAGUUUCCUCAGCGGAAGUGGCAGUAGCUUUCUAGGCGCUGCGGCUUCUCGUGUUUGAAUCCGAAUACCAACCAUCAGAAAUUUAAACCCAUCUGAAUGACAUUGAAUAAGAAGCCUUAAACAUCACCACAUGGGAGAGGGGCUUUUAAAGGGUUUUCAGACUCUGUUUUUGGUGUGAUGUAAACUCCCAGUAAGCAGGGAAAUGCCCACCAACGGUCUUUCAGUGAGGACCUCUCGGCAUCAAAGACAGUUUCUCUAUUGCUAUUAGAUUUCUUUUCAGUUAACAACAUAUCACUGAUGACCUUGACUUUGAAAUAGGACUUCACAUCACUUAGCUUACUGUGGCUGAUAGAUCAACCACCUCCGCAUCAAUAGCUCUAACACACAAUGAUCACGUAUAUUGCCACUAUUAACCCCAACUGACAAGAGUCUCAAUACCUAUGACUCAACAUCCUAAGCAUUAGUAGCAGUGGGCUGCUGUAAAGCAGCCUGGAGAGCAACUUGGGGUUCAGCGUCUCGCUCAAGGACACUGGUGAAAGUUAUGCUGAGCGUCACAAAAAAAAGGGAAAAUUCGUGUCCAUGUACAUGAAUCAAAUAAAUUAAAUGUUGUGACUAUUUCACAAACUGCUGUGAGACUGUGUUGGUCAUGCUGACAGGGAUUGUGAUUGUGAUUAAAGCCACAGCUCUCGUGUGACCAACAACAAUAUUAUUCAAUGAAGUUCAUGUUUGGCAGUCUAGUGUCUCGUCGUACAAGAGAAGAUCAGGGUCGAUCUUUGACUCCUGCGUAUACUUUUCACAUUGGCCUCGGUUUCUUUCCACAAUCCAAAUACAUGCAAGUACAUAUACAGUAAAUUAUACAUACAUGUGAUCGAAGGUGAAGUGGCAACAUUUCCUUCCUUCAGCCCAAUUCAUGCUGGAAAGCACUCUGAAAAACUAUAAUUAGUUAAACAAACCAAAUCAAUCAAGGGUAAACGAUAACUUUGGUAUUUUUCAACCUGGAACCUCUAAAUGUUUCUAAUGGGGACAACACUUUUUGAUAUUGGUCCAGUAUUGAGGGGGAUAGCUGCAGCCGCCAACCGCUAAACGGGCUGUAUGUAAUCAUUUGGGUGUAACCUCGUACUGUCAGUUUACAUCCGCUAAAAGUGAUUGUUUUUGCCACUGACAGGCUCAGAUUGUUAUUAUAAGUGUCUGAUAACAUCAUGAAAAAGACCCUACAGAGAUAUGAAACAUUUUUCUUAUCUU